Arabidopsis arenosa is the source of this 3012-nucleotide messenger RNA. NCBI's taxonomy places the organism in Eukaryota, Viridiplantae, Streptophyta, Magnoliopsida, Brassicales, Brassicaceae. The record is from the annotation of a GenBank genome assembly.
AACGCAGUCGUUUUGAGACUGUGUGUGUGAGAAAAUGGCUCUGUUUGGAGAUGUUGUUCUUUUGGGGUUUCUCUUCUGUUUGAGCUUAGUGGCUACUGUGAAUUCUGACGAGGGAGCGACGUUGCUGGAGAUUAAGAAGUCAUUCAAAGAUGUGAACAAUGUUCUUUAUGACUGGACAGCUUUACCUUCUUCGGACUAUUGUGUCUGGAGAGGUGUGACUUGUGAAAAUGUCACCUUCAAUGUUGUUGCUCUUAAUUUGUCAGAUUUGAAUCUUGAUGGAGAAAUCUCACCUGCUAUUGGAGAUCUCAAGAGUCUCUUGUCAAUUGAUCUGCGAGGUAAUCGCUUGUCUGGGCAAAUCCCUGAUGAGAUUGGAGACUGUUCUUCUUUGCAAAACUUGGACUUGUCCUUCAAUGAAUUAAGUGGUGACAUACCGUUUUCGAUUUCGAAGUUGAAGCAACUUGAGCAGCUGAUUCUGAAGAAUAACCAAUUGAUAGGACCGAUCCCUUCAACGCUUUCGCAGAUUCCAAACCUGAAAAUUCUGGACCUGGCACAGAAUAAACUCAGUGGUGAGAUACCAAGACUUAUAUACUGGAAUGAAGUUCUUCAGUAUCUUGGGUUGCGAGGAAACAACUUGGUCGGUAACAUUUCUCCAGAUUUGUGUCAGCUGACAGGUCUUUGGUAUUUUGACGUGAGAAACAACAGUUUGACGGGUAGUAUCCCUGAGACGAUAGGAAAUUGCACUGCCUUCCAGGUUUUGGACUUGUCUUACAAUCAGCUAACUGGUGAGAUCCCUUUUGACAUCGGCUUCCUGCAAGUUGCAACAUUAUCAUUGCAAGGCAAUCAGCUUUCUGGGAAGAUUCCAUCAGUGAUUGGUCUCAUGCAAGCCCUUGCAGUGUUAGAUCUAAGUGGCAACUUGUUGAGUGGACCUAUUCCUCCGAUUUUGGGAAAUCUGACUUUCACCGAGAAAUUGUAUUUGCACAGUAACAAGCUGACUGGUUCAAUUCCACCUGAGCUUGGAAACAUGUCAAAACUCCAUUACCUGGAACUCAACGAUAAUCAUCUCACGGGUCAUAUACCACCGGAGCUUGGGAAGCUUACUGACUUGUUUGAUCUGAAUGUGGCCAACAAUGAUCUAGAAGGACCUAUACCUGAUCAUCUGAGCUCCUGCACAAACCUAAACAGCUUAAAUGUUCAUGGUAACAAGUUUAGCGGCACCAUACCUCGAGCAUUUCAAAAGCUAGAGAGCAUGACUUACCUUAAUCUGUCCAACAACAAUAUCAAAGGUCCAAUCCCAGUUGAGCUAUCUCGUAUCGGUAACUUAGAUACAUUGGAUCUUUCCAACAACAAGAUAAAUGGCAUCAUUCCUUCUUCCCUUGGUGAUUUGGAGCAUCUUCUCAAGAUGAACUUGAGCAGAAAUCAUAUAACCGGUGUAGUUCCAGGCGACUUUGGAAAUCUAAGAAGCAUCAUGGAAAUAGAUCUUUCAAAUAAUGAUAUCUCGGGCCCAAUUCCAGAAGAGCUUAAUCAAUUGCAGAAUAUUGUUUUGCUGAGACUGGAAAAUAAUAACUUAACUGGUAAUGUUGGUUCAUUAGCCAACUGCCUCAGCCUGACUGUAUUGAAUGUAUCUCACAACAACCUCGUAGGCGAUAUCCCUAAGAACAAUAACUUCUCAAGAUUUUCACCAGACAGCUUCAUUGGCAAUCCUGGUCUUUGCGGUAGUUGGCUAAACUCUCCCUGUCAUGAUUCUCGUCCAACUGUACGAGUGUCAAUCUCUAGAGCAGCUAUUCUUGGAAUAGCUAUUGGGGGACUUGUGAUCCUUCUCAUGGUCUUAAUAGCAGCUUGCCGGCCGCAUAAUCCUCCUCCUUUUCUAGAUGGAUCACUUGACAAACCAGUAACCUAUUCAACUCCGAAGCUCGUCAUCCUUCAUAUGAACAUGGCACUCCACGUUUACGAGGAUAUCAUGAGAAUGACAGAAAAUCUUAGUGAGAAGUACAUCAUUGGGCAUGGAGCAUCGAGCACUGUAUACAAAUGUGUUUUGAAGAACUGCAAACCAGUUGCGAUUAAGCGGCUUUACUCUCACAACCCACAGUCAAUGAAACAGUUUGAGACCGAACUCGAGAUGCUAAGUAGCAUCAAGCACAGAAAUCUUGUGAGCCUACAAGCCUAUUCUCUCUCUCCAUUGGGGAGUCUCCUGUUCUAUGACUAUUUGGAAAAUGGUAGCCUCUGGGAUCUUCUUCACGGCCCUACGAAGAAAAAGACUCUUGAUUGGGACACACGGCUUAAGAUAGCAUAUGGUGCAGCACAAGAUUUCGGAAUCGCGAAAAGCUUGUGUGUGUCAAAGUCACAUACUUCUACUUACGUAAUGGGAACGAUUGGUUACAUAGACCCCGAGUAUGCUCGCACUUCACGUCUCACCGAGAAAUCCGAUGUCUACAGUUAUGGAAUAGUGCUGCUUGAGUUGUUAACCCGAAGGAAAGCCGUCGAUGACGAAUCCAAUCUCCACCAUCUGAUCAUGUCAAAGACAGGGAACAAUGAAGUGAUGGAAAUGGCAGAUCCAGACAUCACAUCGACGUGUAAGGAUCUCGGUGUGGUGAAGAAAGUUUUCCAACUGGCACUUCUAUGCACCAAAAGACAACCUAAUGAUCGACCCACAAUGCACCAAGUGACUCGUGUCCUCGGCAGCUUCAUGUUGUCGGAACAACCACCUGCUGCGACAGACACCUCAGCAACGCUGGCUGGUUCGUGCUACGUCGAUGAGUAUGCAAAUCUCAAGACUCCUCAUUCUGUCAAUUGCUCUUCCAUGAGUGCUUCUGAUGCUCAGCUGUUUCUUCGGUUUGGACAAGUUAUUUCUCAGAACAGUGAGUAGUGUCAAUUACUUUUUUCUUAGGAGGAGAAUCUUUAAAACGGUACCGUUUUGUUGCGUUAAGCUGUUAGAAAAUUAAUGUCUCAUGUAAAAAAAUUAUGCACUGCCUUGUUAUUAUUAGACAAGUGUGUGAAUAUAUCCUCAGACUGGCA